Eurypyga helias (sunbittern) is the source of this 441-nucleotide messenger RNA. RefSeq names its product avidin-like. Gene Ontology annotation, molecular function: biotin binding. The transcript has 4 exons. Bases 1 to 441 code for a protein of 146 amino acids. The record is from RefSeq and is a predicted model, not a curated record. Lineage: Eukaryota; Metazoa; Chordata; Aves; Eurypygiformes; Eurypygidae.
AUGGCGAGCCUCAGCUCCUGCCUCCUGCUCGCCCUGGCCCUGCUCAGCCCCCACGCUGCGGCUGCGAGGAAGUGUGAUCUGCAGGGCCUGUGGAGGAACGAGCUGGGCUCCAACAUGACCCUCUCAGCCCUGGACGCAUCCGGCACCUUCUCGGGCUCCUACCACACCGCCGUGGCAGCCACCAACAAGCAGAUCCUGGUGUCACCUCUGCAAGGGGCCCAGCAGCACACCAGUGCCAAGGGGCAGCAGCCCACCUUUGGCUUCACCGUGCAGUGGCAGUUCGCAGACUCCACCACUGCCUUUGUGGGCCAGUGCUUCAUGGACCGCCGUGGGAAGGAGACGCUGGAGACUGUGUGGCUCCUGCGGGAAGAAGUCCCAUCCCGCAGGGACUCCUGGAAAGCAACCAGAGUGGGCACCUCCAUCUUCACCCGCAUCAAGUGA